GAAAAAAAAUUCUGAAAGAAGAAAACAGCGAAACAGUAGCUACGUUCCUAGCUAAUUAGCUAAAUGUCUACAGAAAUUAGGCGGCGUACUGACCUGGCUACUUCGCGCGAUAUUUUUUCUUAUCAAAUCGCUUUAGUAUUUGCGUGUGCCCUGUGUUUGUCCUUCCAAACCUGUUCGCAAAGAUAACACAACGGACGGGUCACAAAUUCAACAAUCCGGCAGAAGGUUCAGCAAACGCCUGUCUUUUCCGACGAAUGGAGAGGACGGGUGAGGACUCUUUAAAUUAGCUAACCUUCGCUAACAACCUCACCAUCAUUUUCUUCGUCUGUUGAGGUUUGUGGGUUAUCGUUUAUUAUAUAACCAUAGAAAUAGUAACCACGGCAGUUGUUUGUAAGUACGUGCCCAGAAUUAUCAUUCAUUGACGGCCUCUAGUUAAGCCCCCGGGGCUCUCCCCCGGCCGGCGACAGUCACAAGCAUGGCCGGAAAUCCGAGGAGGGGCGCGGGUCUCAUCGGCUUGAUGAAGGACGCAUUUCAGCCCCAUCACCAACCUCUCCAGCCUCACCAACCUGCGGUGGUUGACAAGAAAAUGGUGGAGAAAUGCUGGAAACUUAUGGAUAAGGUGGUGCGGUUAUGCCAGAACCCCAAGGUAGCCCUGAAGAACAGCCCCCCCUACAUCCUGGACCUACUGCCAGACACCUACCAGCACCUCCGCACCAUCCUGUCUCGGUACGAGGGCAAGAUGGAGACGCUUGGGGAGAAUGAGUACUUCCGGGUGGUGAUGGAGAAUCUGACAAAUAAGAUCAAGCAGACCAUGAGCUUGUUCAAGGAGGCCAAGGAGCGCAUGUAUGAAGAAAAUUCUCAGCCCAGGCGUAACCUGACUAAGCUGUCGCUGAUAUUCAGCCACAUGCUGGCUGAGCUAAAAGCCGUCUUUCCUAACGGCCUGUUCCAAGGAGACAACUUCCGCAUAACUAAAGCUGAUGCUGCAGAGUUCUGGAGGAGGUCAUUUGGUGACAAGACCAUUGUUCCAUGGAGGACUUUCCGCCAGGCCCUUCAUGAAUUUCACCCCAUCAGCUCUGGUCUGGAGGCUAUGGCUCUCAAGUCUACCAUCGACCUCACUUGUAAUGACUACAUUUCUGUCUUUGAGUUUGACAUCUUCACCAGGCUUUUUCAGCCAUGGUCAUCUCUCCUGAGGAACUGGAACAGUCUGGCCGUCACACACCCAGGGUACAUGGCCUUUCUCACCUACGAUGAGGUCAAGGCCCGUCUACAGAGGUUCAUCCACAAGCCUGGCAGUUACAUCUUCAGACUGAGCUGCACUCGUCUGGGACAGUGGGCCAUUGGUUACGUCACGGCAGAUGGGAACAUCCUGCAGACCAUCCCCCACAACAAGCCCCUCUUUCAGGCUCUCAUCGACGGAUAUAGGGAAGGAUUCUACCUGUUCCCUGACGGCCGGACCCAGAACCCAGACCUUACCGGGCUGUGUGAACCCUCACCACAGGAUCACAUCAAAGUCACCCAGGAGCAGUAUGAACUGUACUGUGAGAUGGGCUCCACCUUCCAGCUGUGUAAGAUCUGUGCCGAGAACGACAAGGACGUGAAGAUCGAGCCUUGCAGCCACCUCAUGUGCACCUCCUGUCUGACGGCCUGGCAGGAGUCCGAGGGACAGGGCUGUCCGUUCUGUCGAUGUGAGAUCAAAGGCACAGAGCCCAUCGUGGUGGACCCCUUCCACCCCAAGAACAGCAGCGCCGGGGCCUCCUUCGGCAGCUUCCAGAUGCCCUACGGGGCCGAGGGAGGGGGCUCCCAGUCGGUCUCCCCCAGCAACGAUGAGGAUGAUGAUGAUCGUCUGGAGGACCCUCAUCUCAUCAUGAGCAGGCUGGCCUGCAACCAGGUGGAGCGCCCGCCCUCCCCUGUGAUGCCGCUGCCCCCCGUACCACCCCGACUGGACCUGCUUCAGCAGAGGCCCCCCAUCUCCCCGGGGGCCCUGGGCCAAGGAGCCACACCCAAGAUUACAGCCCUCCACAGAGAUAAACCCUUGCCCCUCCCACCUGCCCUGCGAGAGUUGCCGCCCCCUCCCCCUCCCGAGCGUCCCUCUCCCCUUGGUCCCCCAGAGGGCCGGCUCCAGAGAAGACCCUUGCCCUCUACCCCUCCGGAGCCCAACUGGGCCUCCAACUACAUGGUCCCACGGCCUGUUACCAAGGCAGCUCCACAGACCGCCGGGCCCAGUGAUGGUGACUGCAGCCCCAGAGCAAAGCCACAAGCCGUCAGCAAUGCAAUCUACUCCCUGGCAGCCAGGCCUCAACGGGCGAUCCCUGGUGAAAAAUCAUCUGGGAGUGAGGAGGAGAAUGAGUACAUGAGCCCCACCUCCCUCCCUGCAGCUGGACCCUCCUGGACCAUGACCGGUGCUGUUGUACCCCCCCCUCCCCAAGCCACUAACCAGGACGCGCGGUCUGUGAUGUGUGACGUGGACUGUGACGAUCCGCAGGUGUAUGAGUCCAUGUGUAACAUCCAGGCCCAGACGGCGGAGCCCCCCCUGGCCCUUCCCCAACAGCCCCUGGAGUCUGAUUACCUGAUUCCGCCGCCUGCGGUUCCUCUUCACCGUGUGAUAGAGGAGAUGGACACUGAGGAUGUGUAUGACUAUGACUACCCCCGACCUCUGACCCCUGCCAGACGCACCCUCUCUGAUGUCACUGGCACCUCAGCAGGCUUCAGCUUCCUCUCUACUGACAGCACUUCUGCCGUGGAUGCCUCCAUGUUUGCGUCAGCCCAGGACCUGGAGCGUCCCCCUAAGCCCCUCCCUCGAAGGGUUAACUCAGACCGGCGACAUCAGUCGCUCAUACCAGAGAAUCUGCCACCUGCCUCUCAUGUGUCCAUGGGCUCCAGGGGGCCCGCAGGACCAGCUGCUCCUCCGGUUCCUGGUUCAGCUCUACCCAUCAACGGCGAGAUAGAGUGUCUGAUGAGCCAGGGCUACUCCUUCCAGGACAUCCAGAAAGCACUGAUGAUCGCACAGAACAACCUGGAGACGGCUAAGAACAUCCUGCGCGAGUUUGUUUCCGUCCCCUCGACAGCCCACAUCCUCACGUAGCGGGCGUGACUCCACGCCUUGUAUCCUUCACCCACUGUGCCAUAACGGAGAGCAUCUCUGCGGUGCUACUUGUGACCGGCCUGGAAGGGCUGGAUGUUGUCAGGAGGGGACUCCUCGUGCUCCCACGCACAGGUUAACUGGUGAGGUGGUCUGACGGGAGAGGGCGAAUGCUUGCUGUGGCCUCUACGGGCCAAGUCUGUGACGCUGGUUUUUGUGCUUGUCUCUGUUUUUAUUGUGUGGCUCUAAGAAUGACGUUGUUACAGAGCGCGGGGUGGAGUGAGCUCAGCUUCACACUGUGUGCCGGGGCUACUGUGUCUUGCAAAUAGUUGUUUGGGACGUAUUGUGCAGCAGUGUCUUUUGCUGGGGCGUACUUGACAUGAUUCUCAGUCCCUCAUCACUGCGAUGGUGCCCGUGUUUUUUUUUUUUUGGUUUGGUCAUAGACAGUUUGUAGCUCCAUAUGUCAAGUGAAGACUAAAGCAUUGGAUCCUGUGGUUUGUGCUAAAGCUAAUGAAUGUGAAUCUUGAAGUUGCAUUGCAGUAUUACAGGGCUCCAUGUAAUGCGUUUUACUGUAGUUGUAGGUGAAGUAAAGGUCUUUAUAAAGCAUAACUCCAAAUGGCUUUAGUACCUGGUUUAGUGACAGUCUUACAGUAUAUUACCGUAUGAUGAUUUAAUCUUGGAAUGUACAGUAAGCGUGUUCAAUGUAGUGCUAACAUUGGCAGAUGCCCUAACAUGUAACAAUUCUAAUAUUUCUCAUUAUU
Messenger RNA from Esox lucius (northern pike), 3840 nucleotides. RefSeq names its product E3 ubiquitin-protein ligase CBL-like. Gene Ontology annotation, molecular function: calcium ion binding; ubiquitin protein ligase activity; SH3 domain binding. The coding region runs from base 476 to 3082 and encodes 868 amino acids. Gene Ontology annotation, biological process: cell surface receptor signaling pathway; negative regulation of epidermal growth factor-activated receptor activity. The record is from RefSeq and is a predicted model, not a curated record. Gene Ontology annotation, cellular component: plasma membrane; membrane raft. NCBI's taxonomy places the organism in Eukaryota, Metazoa, Chordata, Actinopteri, Esociformes, Esocidae. The transcript has 15 exons.